ACUCCCAUCAAAUAAUUAAGUCAGUUUUCAAUAAUAUUAUUAUGGAUAUCUAUUAUUCAGACCCACUCGCUGAAUCAUCGUCAUCAUCAAUAUCUGAUACUAAUAACAAUCAGUACUCCCCUAAUAAUAAUUUUUCUGAUGAGGAAGUUAUUAAUUUAGCUUCAAAUAACCCGAAGAAGCCAGCUGGCAGGAAGAAGUUUCGAGAAACUCGACAUCCAGUAUACAGGGGAGUCAGGAUGAGGAAUUCUGGAAAAUGGGUUUGUGAAGUUAGAGAACCAAAUAAGAAAUCAAGGAUUUGGCUUGGUACUUUUCCCACAGUAGAAAUGGCAGCUAGAGCUCAUGACGUGGCAGCUUUAGCAUUAAGAGGCCGUUCUGCUUGCUUGAAUUUCGCUGAUUCGGCUUGGAGGUUGCCUAUUCCGGCUUCCUCUAACUCCAAGGAUAUUCAAAAGGCAGCCGCUGAGGCUGCAGAAAUCUUCCGACCAUUAUCAUCAGAGUCGGAAGAAGUUUCAGGAGAAUGUAGUACUACUCCUGAAACGCUAGAAAACACGUUUUUUAUGAAGGAGGAGAGUAGUUUGUUCAUGGAUGAGGAAGCGCUCUUUUACAUGCCAGGAUUAAUUGCGAAUAUGGCAGAAGGACUCAUGCUACCUCCUCCCCAAUGUUUAGAGAUCGGAGAUCAUUAUGUGGAAUUAGCUGAUGUGCACACUUAUAUGUCUUUAUGGAAUUAUUCUAUAUAA
Solanum verrucosum is the source of this 734-nucleotide messenger RNA. Its product is annotated as dehydration-responsive element-binding protein 1A-like. Gene Ontology annotation, biological process: regulation of DNA-templated transcription. Gene Ontology annotation, molecular function: DNA binding; DNA-binding transcription factor activity. The transcript has a single exon. The record is from RefSeq and is a predicted model, not a curated record. NCBI's taxonomy places the organism in Eukaryota, Viridiplantae, Streptophyta, Magnoliopsida, Solanales, Solanaceae. The coding region runs from base 42 to 734 and encodes 230 amino acids.